Messenger RNA from Pygocentrus nattereri (red-bellied piranha), 5955 nucleotides. RefSeq names its product nebulette-like. The record is from RefSeq and is a predicted model, not a curated record. Lineage: Eukaryota; Metazoa; Chordata; Actinopteri; Characiformes; Serrasalmidae. The transcript is spliced from 33 exons. Gene Ontology annotation, biological process: cardiac muscle thin filament assembly. Gene Ontology annotation, cellular component: Z disc. The coding region runs from base 99 to 3665 and encodes 1188 amino acids. Gene Ontology annotation, molecular function: actin filament binding.
CAGAGGGAACAGAACAACAGAACUGUGUCCAAGGCCAGAGAGGUUACCAGAACAUUCUUUCAUUUUGCUUCUCACAGUUUUGCAUUUGUUUUGCAAAAAUGUCCACUGCAGAUGCUGAAGAGGUUACCAAGACAGACAAGGGUGUCACCCAUGAAUCCAGCAUUCUUGUGAAGGCAUCUCCAGCAAUGGUCUUGGAGGAUGCCAAAAUGACUCAAAAAUGCAACAUGCUAAUAAGUGUUGACAAAGAGGAAGGACAAGAGUCAGUGCCAAACAUUCUGAACACUAUCUUACAAGAGACUGCAGAGAUCCAAAAUACUGCUAAAAAUAUACAGGCCCAGGAAGGUCACCCCCAGCUAAUGAAUGAGACUAAGUAUAAACAGGACGGAAAGAAUGAAAUGUCCUGCAGCCUCUAUUCUCUGAUGCCUGAGACGUUGGAGACCCGGCAUGCUAAAGAUGUCUAUCAGCUCCAGAGUGAUGUAAAGUACAAGGAAGCAAGGAAAAAGGGUACAACCACCUCUCUCUACUCUCUACUACCUGAGACUGUUGAGACUCAGCACGCCAAAGAAAUUUCCAUGCUUCAAAGUGACAACAAGUAUAGAGAGAGGGAUAAACAGAGCCUUACCUCCAGCCUCUACUCCCAGCUCCCAUAUACCACAGAGACCCAAUUUGCUGCAAAGAUCUCAGGCCUACUCAGCAAGACUAAGUAUAAAGAGGAAGGGAAGAAGAGCAUCUCUUCUAGUAUCUAUUCUCAGCUGCCAGAGACUACAGAGACUCAGUUUGUCAAAAUGUUAUCUUAUAUGCAGAGUCAGACUAAGUAUAAACAGGACGGAAAGAAUGAAAUGUCCUGCAGCCUCUAUUCUCUGAUGCCUGAGACGUUGGAGACCCGGCAUGCUAAAGAUGUCUAUCAGCUCCAGAGUGAUGUAAAGUACAAGGAAGCAAGGAAAAAGGGUACAACCACCUCUCUCUACUCUCUACUACCUGAGACUGUUGAGACUCAGCACGCCAAAGAAAUUUCCAUGCUUCAAAGUGACAACAAGUAUAGAGAGAGGGAUAAACAGAGCCUUACCUCCAGCCUCUACUCCCAGCUCCCAUAUACCACAGAGACCCAAUUUGCUGCCAAGAUCUCAGGCCUACUCAGCAAGACUAAGUAUAAAGAGGAAGGGAAGAAGAGCAUCUCUUCUAGUAUCUAUUCUCAGCUGCCAGAGACUACAGAGACUCAGUUUGUCAAAAUGUUAUCUUAUAUGCAGAGUCAGGCAAAGUACAAGCAGUCUGGUAAAAAGGCACUAUCUUCUGCUGCCUACUUUCUUUUACCAGAAACACGAGAGACACAGCAUGCUAAAGAACUCUCUCCGCUUCUGAGCAAGAAUAAAUACAAGGAGAAAAGUGAGACAGGGAUGUCAAAUUGCCUGUACUCCCUGCUGCCAGAAACUACAGAAACUCAGUUUGCCAAAGCUAUGUCUGAACUACAAAGUGAGACCAAAUACAAGCAGAAAGGAAAGGAGGAGCUUUCCACUAGCAUCUUCUCCCAUCUGCCCCAAACGUGUGAUAUACAAUUUGCCAAAGAGAUGGCCAAGCUGCAGAGUGAGAAUAAGUACAAAAGAGAAACUCAGUUGGAACACUCUAACUGCCUCUAUGCUCAGCUGGCCGAGACACUUCAGACUCAGUUCGCUAAAGAGUUGGCAUCUGCACUGAGUGAGUAUACGUAUAAACAGGAAGGGAAAAAGGAGCUUGUCAACUGCCUCUAUGCUCUCCUGCCUAAAACCAGAGAGACACAGCAUGCCAAGGAGCUUUCUCAGCUCUACAGCAAGAAAAGCUAUGAAGAAAGAGAGAAGGAAAAUACAAAAGCAUGUCUUUAUGCCAAGAUGCCACAGACUGUUGAGACAGUGUUUGCUGAGGAAGUGACCAAAAAUCAGAGCAACAAACUGUACAAGGAAAACUACAGUGCAGAGAAAGGGAAGUCUGUCUACGCUUACAUGAAAACACUGCCAGAGGUGGAUCACGCCAUGGAGGUCAACAGGCAGCAGAGCAGUGUGACCUAUAGAAAGAGUCAAGAGGUGCACAAGUAUCAUGAGGUGGCGGAUAGACCUGACAUCCUGUGUGCUAUAAAGGCUACAAAACUAGCUAGCAAUGUGACCUAUAGAAAGAGUCAAGAGGUGCGCAAGUAUCAUGAGGUGGCGGAUAGACCUGACAUCCUGUGUGCUAUAAAGGCUACAAAACUAGCUAGCAAUGUAUACUACAAGCAGAAGUUCACGAAAGCCCAGAAGCCGCAGUACAAUCCAAAGGACUGUGUGUCAUUUAAACAUUCACAAGCUGCCUCAGCGAUUGUGAGUCAGGUGCAGUACCGGAAGAAGUAUGAACAGGUUAAAGGACAUUACCACUUCACCCUGGACACAGCAGAACAGAUCCACCAUAAAGAAAAUACAGUUCUGCACAGUCAGGUCAAGUAUAAGCAUGAGUAUGAGAAGAACAAAGGUAAACUGAAGAUGGAGUUUGUUGAUACACAGUUCUACAGAGUGUCCAAGGAGGCUCAGAAAAUGCAGAGUGAGAAGAACUACAGAAAGGAUCUGGAGCUGGAGGUAAAGGGAAAAGGCCUGACUAGUGUAGAAGAGACACCAGAUCUCCUGCGAGUCAAGAAUGCUGGACAGGUCCUCAGUGAGAAAGAGUAUCGUAAGGAUUUGAAAAAGAAGAUCAUAGGAAAGGGCAUGGAUAUCAGCAGUGAUACAAUGGAGAUGCAGAGGGCUAAGAAGGCUUCAGAAUUGAUCAGCCAGAAGAAGUAUAAGAGUAAUGCAGAGAACCUGAAGUGUUUGUAUGCUGUGGUGCCAGACACACCUGACAUAGAGAGAGUCAAGACCAACCAGCGCAACAUCAGUUCAGUAAGGAACACUUGGAAUGCAAAAUUGAUGAAGGGACUGAUGUCAUCAGUCACUGAGACUCCAGAGAUUGUCUUGGCUAAAGAGAAUACCAAGAAGAUUAGCAAUGUUGAGUACAAAAAGAAGGUUGGCAGUGGGACUUCAGUGAACUGCACUCCUGAAAUGGAAAGAGUGCAGAGGAACCAGAGGAACAUCAGCUCAGCAAAGUACCAUGAGGACUUAGAUCGGAUGCGUGGGAGGGACUGUACUGCUGCACUAGAAAACCAAAACAUGGGACAUGCAUUGGAAAUAGAUGGAAAAGCAGGCCAAAAGGUGUGGCGGAUGGAUCCAGACUCCAUAUUUGAUUUUGACCCUGUGGAGGACAAUAUUCAGUCUAAAAGCCUGCACAGAAUGUGUGAGCAAGGUGCCUAUGUGAUUUGGCAGCAGUCUGCGCAUUUCAUACCUUCCUGUAUGCAGUCUGUGUGCACCUCUUUGAUGUCUGAGCCAUUGGGUGAUGAAAGUGUCUACAGCAGCACACAGGAUACAGCUAGUGCAGCUUCUGCUUCUUCAGGUGAUAACCAGCCAAGUGUCCACAUUCACCAGACCAACAUAAAGGCUUCUCCUCACUGUGCCACUAUGAGUAUUUAUCGCGCUGUGUAUGAUUAUGCAGCCCAAGAUCAUGACGAAGUCUCCUUUCGGGGUGGUGAUGUCAUCAUCAACGUACAGCUAAUCGAUGAGGGUUGGAUGUAUGGCACUGUCCGGAGAACAAGGAAGUCUGGCAUGCUCCCUGCUAAUUACGUGGAGUGUUUCAGCUAAAGUUGACUCUCAGAGUACUUCACAUCAGCAAGCCUGUUUCAGCAUUAGUGCUUAAAUUAUACUCUAACUAUUAUUUUAAAAACAACACAACACAUAUAUGCCUAGUUAAGGACAACACAUUUUGUGCAAGGUUCUACAUAGCAAUAGAAAGGGUUCUUCUACUGUUACAUAACAAUGGCAGAAUUCUUUUUGCUACUGUGUAUAGCACCUUUUUCAAAAAGGUUUAAUUAGCCUUUGUGGAUGAAGCGCCAAACUUUUCAUAGUCAGUGUUUCUCAGAAUUUUUUUCUGAGCCCAUGGCCUUGUCCAUUGCAUGCAGAGAUUUCUCCAGGUUCUCUGAAUUAAGCUGCAUUUUUACAGUGGUAUUUAGUGAGUAGUCAUUAUAUUGUAGCCAAUCAAAAUUGUAUAUCUGCAAUCAUAUUUGCAAGCUGUCCAUUCACUGCUUAAGGCACAUCCAGUUCCAAAGCCAAACACAAAUAAAAAACCGGGUCAUAGUAAAUAUAUGAACUUGGCAAAGUGUUAGGGCGCCCUGGGUUCUAUUAACUUGGUUUAGUAGCUUUGAACUAAUUUAUUGCUUAUUUGAGGAUUGUUUCCAGCUUAAUGACUGCAAAAAGUAUACGUUGGCGGUGCCUCCAGUAAAUUAAGGGGACAGGAACUAUGCUAGUACCCUCCUCUGAUAAAAUAAACAGCACUUAAAAUACUUAAAUGUAGGAUGUAUAUAGUUGUUGGAUUUAAUUUACCACAAAAAAGUGUAGCGGACACCCCAAUCUAGGCAAACCAGAAUCACACUGCUAGGGAGGACUUCACAUUCCUGAGCUCAGGACUUUUUCAAAGGUCAAGCAGAUGUCAUCCAAACAGGAUUAGGGUGCCUACAAGUUUUAUGACUCAAAGGAGGUUAUCUUGAAAAUACGGACACAGUGGGAGACCUACAACCCCCUUUUCCAAUUUCCACCAUUCAAGAAGUCCAGAGAUUUUGUUUUUAGUAUUAUGUCUAGAAAUACGGAGUGACCAAUAUGUAUCGUGAAUGUGGUUUUCUUUUAUUUCCUUUGGUCCUUUCCUUUUGUGGUCAAUUUUAGUUCUUCAACAUUUAUACAGUCUAUAGUAUAGGAAAAGCAUUACCCAUGUUCUUUAGCAUGUGUUGUGUAUCAGGUACCGAGGGUUAAACUGUCCCUUAUAAACAUAUCUGAAUAUUCUGUUCAUCCAUUGAUUCUGAAAGUUUAACCAAGUUGAUGAUAUAAGAAUGUUCCUUUGUUUAAACUAACUCAAACAAAGAAGGCAGCGAUUCUGGGGAAGGUGUUCCUAAAAUUAUGCACAACCAAUCAGGGUUGGAAACAAUGAAGUUAAUUAAGUGUUGGGUCAGGAAAACCUAUCAGCACUCUGGUUCCACCCCAAGGGGAAGGGUCAGCAGUUGGAGCAAAACCCCAGGUUACAGAACUUUUGGGGGAGAAAGGGAGAAAGAGACGAGACAGAACAGAGAGACAGAGUGAGCAGGAGUCAGCUUUGUCAACCAGAAGAUAGCUGAACUCCUAAGUUUGUGCCGGCCUCAGUCAGAGAGACAGGCCAGAACGCUCCAAGAUCAGAUCUGCUUAGAUAGUCCAUCGACAGACCUUCAGUUUAGAUCACCCUCAGAGAAGGAAGAUAGAUGUUUCUUGUCUGCUAAAGAGAGGUAGUUAGUUAAGUUCGGAACUCGGGCCUCGGAAAUUUGACUGCAAUCAAACCAAACACAGGAAAAGAACAAGCGGUUCGGACGCCACGGAGACCCAGCAGCACACCGAGAGCCACGCACUAAUUUGUGAGCAGAUUAACCAGCGAAAGGCUGCAAGACGCCACCCUCAGACAGCCACAAGACGCCACCCUGAGACGGCCACGAGACGCCUUCACCAAUCACUGACGGUAAGGCGUGUGCCCGCACGGCGACACAGCAUCUGCAACCAGCGAGGAGACAAAGCAACGCGUGAGCUCCAGCCUCAAAGACGGCCCUUUGGAAGUCAGCUGAUUCCCACGUUCCAUCAAUUGACAGUCAGUUUGACAGGUACAUCUAACUCAGGCAUAGGUAGUUACUCCUGUCCAUACUUAGGUUAGCUCUUUACAGAGACUCUUUCAAGUUUAAAUUUCCCGCGUCUUCCCGAGAACCACCCUGCCUCAUAUCAUUUAACUGAACCACUUCACGCGAGCUAUGUUGUCCUUUUAACCUUUGUCCUUUUUGUUGUGCUUUGUUCUAUUUUCUUUCAUCCAUCACUGAAUGUAGUCCAAGGUAGUUUAAUAUUUAGCCAAUAAACUUUUAUCAAAGCA